This is a messenger RNA of Cynara cardunculus var. scolymus (artichoke), 2246 nucleotides long. Its product is annotated as lipase-like PAD4. Bases 163 to 2046 code for a protein of 627 amino acids. Lineage: Eukaryota; Viridiplantae; Streptophyta; Magnoliopsida; Asterales; Asteraceae. The record is from RefSeq and is a predicted model, not a curated record. The transcript has 4 exons. Gene Ontology annotation, biological process: lipid metabolic process.
UUCACUUGUAUUCUUUCUCUUUCCUCUUCCCAAAGACAAUGAUUUCAAGCUCAAUUGCCCAAUUCCUCCUCUGAUUUCUAUUACGAUUUGGGUUUUCAAUUUCAAUUUCCAUUUCCAUUUGAAGACAGGGAUAUAAAAAACAAAUCAAAUAUCUUCUCGAAAAUGGAAGCAGAAGCUUCAUCGUUCGAGACGAGUGAGAUGCUGGCGAGGUUUUUGGGGUCAACGCCACUGUUGCCGGAGUCAUGGAAUCUCUGUGGACGAUCAAACGUCAUGGCACCUCAGAGCUUCUUGACUGAUGAAGUUGGAGGUGUUACUUACGUCGCGUUUUCCGGCGUCCAAUCGGUUGAUGGAUUGGAUCCGUUUUGCGGGAAUUUGGUGCCUUUAGCCGGUGUAUUUCCGGUUGACGCAGGAAUGUUUCCGGCGUUGGAGGAUACAGUGAUGGUAGAUGCUGGAUUACUUCACCUGUUUUGGACCAUAUUCCAUACCCCUGUUUUCCAAAACCAGAUGUUUGAAAUCAAGAAGAAACAAAAACCCGUGGUCUUCACCGGUCACUCCAUUGGGGGUGCCAUAGCCGCCCUCUCAUCACUUUGGCUCCUCUCCUAUCUCCAAUCGAUCUCAUCUCCUCCCACCGUUAUUUGCUUCACCUUUGGGUCACCGAUGAUCGGAAAUGAACCGCUUUCUCGAGCCAUCCAACGGCAACGAUGGGGUGGAAACUUCUGCCAUCUGGUCUCCAAAUUCGACAUCCUUCCACGGUUGUUGUUUGCUCCCUUGGCCCCCAUAACCACCCACCUCCACAACCUCCUGAAAUCUUGGCACUUAACCAUGAAUUCGCCCUUCUUCUUCCAGGAUCCCGGUAAUCAACUCGGCGAUCACGAGAAAUCGGAGUUAUUCCAUUUCGUUCUUGGUUAUGUUGAAGCGACCGCGAGAUCACCUGGAACGAAUUUAUCGUUUGUACCAUUUGGGAACUUCAUGUUUUGCUCGAGUGAUGGAGCAGUGUGCGUUGAUGACGCGACGGCUAUAGUUCGAAUGCUUUAUUUGACUUUUGCUUCGGGAUCUCCAAGUUCUUGCAUCGAUGAUCAUCUCGAGUAUGAGAGUUAUGUCGGAAAGAUUAGCUUACAGUUCUUGAACCGAACUGAAGAAGAGAUAUGUGAAUCCAACACGUAUGAAGCCGGUGUUACACUCGCAUCACAAUCGAUAUCAUCUGGCCAUGAUCAGAUGGCGAAAGAUUGUCUAAAGAUGGCUAGGCGAAUUGGGCGCACGCCCAACCUCAAUAGCGCCAACCUAGCUAUUGGUUUGUCAAAGAUCACACCAUUCCGAGCCCAAAUCGAGUGGUACAAAGAAUCUUGUGACCAAUCCGACGACCAACUCGGCUACUACGACUCGUUCAAGUUAAGAGGCGCAUCUAAACGCGAUUUCAAAGUGUUCAUGAACCGAAUCAAGCUCGGUGAAUUCUGGAAUAGCGUAAUAGACAUGUUGGAAAAGAAUCAACUUCCACACGACUUCCACAAGCGAGCCAAGUGGGUGAACGCAUCCCAAUUCUACAAACUCCUCGUCGAGCCACUCGACAUCGCCGAGUACUACCGGAGCGGUGAGCACCGGAAGAAGGGACAUUACAUGAAACAAGGGCGACCAAGACGGUACAAGAUCUUUGACAAGUGGUGGAGAGAACGAGAAGCUUUCAGGGAAAACGAUAAUGAUAAUAAUAGUGUCAGUAUCAGUGGCAGUGGCAGUAAUAAUAGGCGGAGUAAGUUUGCGAGUCUGACACAAGACUCUUGUUUCUGGGCAAAAUUGGAGGAGGCUCGAGAGUGGGUGGAGAAGGUUAGCAGUGAAAGUGACCCAAGGCAUGUGGUGGCGUUGUGGGCCAGCAUCGAGAAAUUCGAGCAGUAUGCGAGGGGUUUGGUGGACAGGAAGGAGGUUUCUAUCGAUGUUUUGGCCAAAAACUCGAGCUACACGAUUUGGGUUGAAGAACUUAGGGUCUUGAAACUGCAUUCACAACAUUUUUCGACUCAGAUUCCUGGCAUUUUGGAUCGGAAAGUGGUACCAUAGCUUAGACCGGUCGUAAAAGAUCUGGUUUAGACUGCGGUCGAGUAUAGUCUCGACCUAAAGGCUCCUCCUUUUGCCCAUCUCUACCAUAGCUUUUCUUUCAUUUCUAUGUUUAUGAAAUCACACUUUGACUCCCUCAACCUUAUAGUGUAAAAUAAGUGGUGGUCACUAUAAUAUAAAAAAAAUUAUUUAUCUCGUUAUUC